This is a messenger RNA of Diospyros lotus (date-plum), 3327 nucleotides long. RefSeq names its product formin-like protein 3. The transcript has 7 exons. The coding region runs from base 418 to 3327 and encodes 969 amino acids. Gene Ontology annotation, molecular function: actin filament binding. NCBI's taxonomy places the organism in Eukaryota, Viridiplantae, Streptophyta, Magnoliopsida, Ericales, Ebenaceae. The record is from RefSeq and is a predicted model, not a curated record. Gene Ontology annotation, biological process: actin cytoskeleton organization; actin nucleation.
CGGGGUACUACCAGUCAGGACCAUGGAAAUUAGAAAAUGAAAAAUUUCGACGUGUCACUCUCCAGGUUGUUCUCUGCGCGUCAAUUUCCUCCCUCCCUCUCUCUCUCUCUCUCCGGAAAUCAUGGAACCUCCGACGAACAAAAAUCUGACUACAAAAUCCGACAAAAGAACCCAAAAGAAUCGAUUUUGAAAAUUUCGGUCGAUUCCGAACGCUGAAAAGGUUUCUUCUAGGUCUGGGCUGGCUGUGCAUUUGGGUGGCUCUGGACAAGGAAAAUCAAAAAAUAUUCACGGAUUGUGAGCUUUGUUUACGCAUAUAUGCAUAUUUGUUGAUUAUUUUAUAUAUUAUUCAUUUACAUGUAUUGGGUGAAAUGAGAACAAUUGAAUGGGGAAGCAACGGUGAAUCUGGAAGCAACGGCAAUGUUCGCGAGAAAGGUUCAUCCGAUGAUUGUUUUCUUGGUUUUUCUUUUUGGGUUGCUAGCAUUGCCUUCCGAAGCCAACCAGAACCCGAAAUAUUUAAAGCAAGGCAAGGCAGAGCAUGUGUGGAUUCGUUGUAGGAAAGAAAUGGAGGAUCAUAGAGAAAUUGUUCAAGAUUUUGACUUUUAUCUUCUGCGUGCGGCCAAUGGUAGUUGGCACAAGAUAAAUGCCGGUACAGUAUUGUUGACAGAAAGGAAUCUACAGAGAGCUAUCAUUGAUCUGCCUCUUCAACUGAAACAAACUCUCUUGGGUUGCUUAAGAAGAAAAGCGUUUUCAGUUUGCACAUCUGGCAAUGCAGCCAACUCUAGGGCUUUGUUAGACAAUUGCCUAGAGUUGCAUUUUUGUAGGUCUAGUGUUCUCAGAAGGUAUGUCCUGAUUGAGUCACAUGAACAUAUAGUGGGAACCCCUGCUCCAGGAGGCCCUUCAACCACAUUGCUUCCUCGUGCUCCUGCAUCUGUCGGCUAUGCACUUCCGAUGCGACAUUUGUCUGCCAAAACUCGGGAGUUGUCAUCCCGAAAAUACUUGAAUCACCCACAUCUCCCACAUACAGUUGUACGCCCUUCGGGAAAACCACGUUCUCCUUCACGUCGUUCCUCAAAGAAACAAAAGAAGAGCAAUAGCUGGAUGUAUAUAAUUGUUGCUGUAUUGGCAUCUGCGGUGGCAUUUCCCUUUUGUUGCUGUCUCAAAGGCAACAGCAAUGAAGUUAGCCCCAUGGAUGGACAAAGAGAUGACAAGCCUCUUCUCAGCGUUUCCUUAAGCAAUAUGUCUGGUUAUUCGCAGAAGUCUCUUAGUGUAGGACGUCCAAGUACUGAUGAUUUCAAGCCUUCGUCCGCUGUUAAAGAUUUACCCAUUGAUGGUCAUGGUUCUUCAUUGGUCAGCGCUCAAUCAUCUGAAGCUGCUAGAGCUGCAACGGGAACCAUCAAUGCACCAUUACCACUUCCUCCAGGAAGAAGGCCUCCACCACCACCACUUGGAAAAACUCCUUCACCACCGCCACCUGCACCUGCACCUGCACCUCCACCUCCUCCUGCACCAAAGGGGCCUCCUCCUCCACCACCACCUAAACGUCCUGCUCCCGGACCUCCGCCACCACCAGUGCCAAAAGCAGGUCGCCCUCCAACAGUUCGCCCUCCCCCAGUUCCAUUGGCCAAACCUUCACCUCGUGGACCACAUCGCCAUUCUUCUUCAGGUGGCGAUGACCUGGCUCGUGAAGACAGUCAAAAAGCCAAGUUAAAGCCAUUCUUCUGGGAAAAGGUUGCUGCAAGCCCUGAUCACUCAAUGGUUUGGCAUGAGCUUAAAGCAGGAUCAUUUCAAGUUGAUGAAGAGAUGAUGGAAAGUCUAUUUGGGUAUACUCCUGCUGAAAAGAGCAAGAAUGGGCGUCGAAAAGAUUCAUCUGAAUCUGAAUCUACUCCCCAAUAUAUCCAGAUUAUAGAUCCUAAGAAAUCGCACAAUUUGGCAAUUUUUCUAAAAGCAUUAAAUGUGACGACAGAAGAAGUUUGUGAUGCACUCAAGGAAGGUAAUGAACUUCCUUCUGAGCUCGUCCAAACCAUGAUAAGGAUGGCACCAACAAGCGAAGAAGAACUGAAGCUUAGGCUAUUUAAUGGUGACCUUUCUCAGCUCUGGCCUGCCGAACGUUUCCUAAAAGUCUUGGUUGAAAUCCCAUUUGCAUUCAAACGGCUGGAAGCAUUGUUGUUCAUGAGCUCUUUUCAGGAGGAGGUCUCUCCCAUUAAACAGUAUUUUGGAACAUUAGAGUUAGCUUGCACGGAGCUCAAAAAAAGCAGACUAUUUCUGAAACUACUAGAAGCAGUUCUCAAAACUGGAAACCGCUUGAAUAACGGUACCUACCGUGGUGGAGCUCAGGCAUUCAAACUCGACACACUUUUGAAGCUUUCAGAUGUAAAAGGAACAGAUGGCAAGACCACACUCCUGCACUUCGUUGUUAAGGAGAUUAUUCAAUCAGAAGGAAUAAGAGCCGCUCGUGUAGCAAGACAGAGCCAGAGCAUGUCUAGUAUCAAGAGUGAGGAUCUUCUUGACGAUUCUGUUCUCGAAUCACCGGACUACUUUCGUGAACUUGGUCUUGAGGUAGUUUCCGGGCUGAGCAAUGACCUGGCGAAUGUAAGAAAGGCUGCAAUCAUAGAUGGUGAUAACCUUACAUCAACAGUAUCCAAACUUGGUCAGUCGCUAUUAAAAACCCAGAAGUUUCUAAACAAUGAGAUGGAUGACUUAAAGGAAGAUAGCAAGUUCCAAUAUGCUCUAGUAGAAUUUGUGAAGCAUGCAGAAACGGAAAUUAGAUGGAUGAUAUCGGAAGAAAAGAGGAUAAUGUCUCUGGUGCAGCAGACAACAGAGUACUUCCAUGGGAAUGCAGUGAAGGAUGAAGGGUUGAGGUUAUUCGUAGUCGUCCGAGAUUUCUUGAUAAUGUUGGAUAAGGAAUGCAAGGAGGUAAAAAAAUUAGCACUCUUGCAGCAGCCUAAGAAGGCUCCAAAAAAAGAGACUUCUUCGGCUUCACUUUCAGCAUCUCUGCGAAGUUUGCCCGAUUCACCUUCUGCAUCUCAACGAAGUAUGCCUGUUUCACCUUCUGCAUCUCAACGAAGUAUGCCUGCUUCACCUUCAGCUUCUCAGCGAAGUUUGCCUGAAGUUUCACCUUCAGCAUCUCAACGAAGUUUGCCUGUUUCACCUUUAGCAUCUCAGCGAAGUUUGCCUGAAGUUUCACCUUCAGCAUCUCAACGAAGUUUGCCUGUUUCACCUUCAGCAUCUCAGCGAAGUUUGCCUGAAGUUCACCAACGGCUAUUUCCAGCAAUUAAGGAUCGGAGGAUGGAUUAUUCCAGUUCAGAUGACGAAAGCCCAUCCCCGUAA